AUGGAAUAUGUUUUUAAUUAUCAUUUAAAGCAACGACUUUCAAUACAAGUAAAUUGGAUUGAAUUAUUUCAACAAUGGUUAACAAAAACAUCAACUAUAAUAGAAUUACAAUCUAGCUUGCAAGCAUUAUAUCCACCUUAUCACAAAAUAAAUGAUUGUGAACUACGUGCAUGGAAAGCUAUAUUAAAAGCUACAGAAUAUACAGAAAUCACCCUAUUUGAUAAAAACCAAUCAGUAGUAAAAACUGGUCAAGAUAUAGAAAAUGCGAUUAAAGAAAUUCAGGGAACUUCUGUAACACACUUGCAACCUAAUCGUACUAGAG
Molecule: messenger RNA, 322 nt
Organism: Dentiscutata erythropus
Lineage: Eukaryota; Fungi; Glomeromycota; Glomeromycetes; Diversisporales; Gigasporaceae
Source: the annotation of a GenBank genome assembly